Molecule: messenger RNA, 5023 nt
Organism: Anopheles nili
Lineage: Eukaryota; Metazoa; Arthropoda; Insecta; Diptera; Culicidae
Product: axoneme-associated protein mst101(2)-like
Exons: 6
Coding region: 1-4731 (1576 amino acids)
Cellular component (GO): extrinsic component of mitochondrial inner membrane
Source: RefSeq, a predicted model, not a curated record
AUGGCGAAAAAAGGGAAGGCUAAAAAUGGGGCAGCCACUGCCGAAGGAGAGCAAACUUCUGCACCGGUUGAGGUGGCGUCUGCCACCCCAUCUGUUCCUACGAGACCGGUGGCCGAUGGAAAACCUGUCCUUGCCGCCUCAGCUCCUGCUCCUGUCAAAGAGGUGAAGAUUGACGUGAAGCCCGUGACGGAGAAAAAGCCCAACCCACCGAGGAGUGUUCCACAGGGAACGACAACCUGUGCCGCGGAAGCGAGUGGUUCCGAUGGGGAGAGUGGUGAGUUGAAGCGGAAAAGAAGCCGCCGAAGCCGCAAGAAGAAGCCGGCAGAAACGGAGGAUGGGUCUGAACAACAAUCGAAGGAUAAAGCCUCCUCGGCUGCCACAGUCAAGAAGAACCUGCGCAAAAAGCGCAGCAAGCUUAUGCGGGCCCUAGAACAGACCGAAUUGAACGCUCCGAAGGUUGUCCCGGAGGGCAAGACGCCACCUACCGCCGAAGAGCUCCGGAAGAAGAUACAGAUCGUGGAGAAUUUGCUGCAGCAUUUGCAGGUGCAAACCCAGGAAGAGCAGAAGGUGGUUGAGAAGCUGACGAGCGCCAAAAACGAACAGGCCCAGCAGCAAAAGAAGGAACAGCCGAGCCGGAAGGAAACGGCUCCGUCCCCCAAAACACUGAACUCUGAGAAGGCUCGAAAGGAAGCGGAGGCGAAAAAAUUAGCCAACGAGAAGGUAGAAAUCCAGAACGAGGCGAAGCGUCUGGCACAGGACAAAGCCCGCAAGGAACAGGAGAUGAAACGGUUGAUCGAGGAAAAGGCGAAAAAGGACGCCGAAGCGAAGCUCCUGCUGGAGGAGAAAGCAGCACGGGAAGCCGAGCUGGCGAAGCUGACACAGGCCAAGGCACGCGUUGAGAUUGUGGAGCAAAUGAUCAACGAAAUCGACCAGAAGGUGCAACAGCGCAAGGAAGCCGACGAAGCAAAGGCUCCCGCCCCUGGUAGUCCAAAGCAGAAGAAGGAGCAGGCUCGCACGCGCAAGGAUUCCGAGUCGAGCAAGAAGAAGGAGACUGAGGAAAAGGCGAAGAAGGAGGCCGCUGAUAAGGCGAAAAAGGAAGCAGAUGAGAAAGCCAAGAAGGAAGCCACGGACAAGGCUAAGAAGGAGGCAGACGAGAAAGCCAAGAAAGAAGCGGAGGAAAAGGCCAAGAAGGAAGCGGAAGAAAAAGCCAAGAAGGAGGCCGUGGAAAAGGCUAAGAAAGAGGCCGAGGAAAAGGCCAAGAAGGAGGCCGCGGAAAAGGCGAAGAAGGAAGCGGAAGAAAAAGCCAAGAAGGAAGCCGCGGAAAAGGCCAAGAAGGAGGCCGAAGAAAAGGCCAAGAAGGAAGCGGAAGCAAAGGCCAAGAAAGAAGCGGAAGAAAAGGCUAAGAAGGAGGCCGCGGAAAAAGCUAAGAAAGAAGCCGAGGAAAAGGCUAAAAAGGAAGCGGAAGCAAAGGCAAAGAAGGAGGCCGAGGAAAAGGCCAAAAAGGAAGCUGAAGAAAAGGCGAAAAAGGAGGCCACAGAAAAGGCCAAGAAGGAAGCGGAAGCCAAGGCCAAGAAGGAAGCGGAGGAAAAGGCUAAAAAGGAGGCUGCCGAAAAAGCCAAGAAGGAGGCUGAAGAGAAGGCUAAGAAGGAAGCGGAAGAAAAAGCCAAGAAGGAAGCCGCGGAAAAGGCCAAGAAGGAAGCGGAAGAAAAGACCAAGAAGGAGGCCGCGGAAAAGGCGAAGAAGGAAGCGGAAGAAAAGGCCAAGAAACAAGCGGAGGAAGAAGCGAAGCGAAAGACAAACGGUGAAGCAGUGAAACAGCAGAACGGAUCAGCUCCAGCAACUCCAACACAGGAAAAACAGGCCGCCCCGAAGCAGGACGCCAAAAACAACAAAAGGAACAAUAAACGAACGCCCAAAAACAGCAUGUCCGAGGACGAAAAAGGUUCCAGCAAAGCGACCGGUUCAAAAAACGGACCAGGCGGCGAUUUUGCCUCCUCUGCUGAACCCGUCUCGGUAGCAAAAUCGCAGGAAACUCUGUCAGCACCCGCUCCAGUCCCCAAGACCCCGGAAGUAGCACCCGCCAGCCCCAAAGCGCAAGCCCCUCAGAAGCCCGCGAAUGGGAAACCGGCCGCUCCCGCGAACGGAAAACCACAAACCCCGCCAGUCAAAGCUCCGGAAAAAGCUCCACCACAGCCAAAGACUGCAGCGCGUGCCUCUCCACCGAAGACCACUGCCAAAGCUCCGUCUCCACCGAAAUCGGCUCCAGCUGCGCGAGCGUCUCCCAAACCAAGCACACCACCAGCGUCCAAAAAGCCCGAACCUCCGCCAAAGCCCGAGUUCCUGAAGCGAAAAUCGCCCUCCGUCGAGAAGGAGAAGAUCGUUAAGGUCGCACCUGCAGCAGCACCUGCAUCGGGAGCCUCUCAGGGCCCAGCAGUGGCCACUCCACCAAGCACAGCACCCGCUCCUGCUUCUCCUGCUCCCGUUCCAGCUCCCGCCACAGUUCCCGCGGCUCCCGCCGGUGAUUCCGCUCCAGAGGGCGCUGCCGCAGCCGUUCGCCUGACCGAGGAGGCACUCAACGGAACGAAGAAGCCCGCUUCCGCCGGAGGUGCGGCCGCAGCAAAUAAGCCGAAACCAGCGCAGAAGAAACCCGAAGUACCACCGAAGCCGGACGUCCACAACAAGAGCACCGCCAAAAUGAAGACCCCCAUCAAGCAGCCGAGCGGCAAGGCCUCCACGUCUGAUUGCAGGUCGCCGGCAGCGGAGCAAAGUAGGGCGGAAGCAUUUAAGAAAAACAUGGACAUUAUAUCGACCAUCGCGGACGUGCUGCUAUCUUAUCCGCGCUCCAAGCGCAAUCGCGACGGAUCCUCGAACGCUAGCGACCCCACUAACAGCUCCACCAAUCCAACUGCUUCCACCAGCCGCGAGGCAUCAUCUGCUUCGCCAUCUGCGCUCUUUGAGUCUCUCUUUCCAUCGCGCCCGAAGCCAUCAUUGUCUGUGGCUGAUGAAACCACCGCCGGUGCCAGCUCAUCGCCUGCAGAUACCCCUAAGCAAAAGCCCAAGCUGGAUCUUGAACGUAUCCUCCGCAUUCUGCAGUCCUCACAGAAUCAACCCCAAUCAGUGACGGAAGCUGCUCAGUCAGAGUCCGCGAGCCAUCAACGUCCAUCUACGUCCGCGUCGGUGAAAUCCGUAGACACUAACCCUUUGGUGGCGGAUACCGAGGAGAAUCCGUUUGGGUCGUUUUUGACGAAAGACGCCAUCCGCAUGCUAAUGCCUACUCUGCAGGAGGUGAAUGUGAAGUUCAACGUCGAGAAGCAGCUGGAAGCGUUAAAUGCGACGGCGGCGAUGGCCAAAAUUCUACCGAAAACGCUACCCCCGGGCACCGACACAACGGAGGAAGACGAGCUGGAAGAGGAUCUGCUCGACGAGGAGUCAGAAGACACGAUCGAGUACAAGUUUACACCGCGACCGGUCUUCAUAGCAACCAUCUGUCAGGUGUGUAAAAAUCCGCUGAAAAACUUUUUCCACUGCGAGCGAUGCAAGAUGGUGUCGUACUGUGGCGAAGAACACCGGCGUGUUGACCAACCAGCUCAUCGGGAUCUUUGCGCGGUACUGUGUGAAAUCGCUUCCAACAGAGGAGGACAUUUGUACCAGCUGGCGCGGAAGCUGAACGUCCAGGAGUACCGGAAUCUGCGCGUCCACACACUCAACCAGAUCGAGCUAACGCUAAAGCGUCCUAUGCUGGCGUUCGAGCGAGAGAUUGUGCUGUUUCCGCGCAUCUGUCUGGCACCAGAUUGUCGCGAAUGGCGACAGGAUAUGCUGACAGAGUGCACGGAUUGCCGGCAAGUAACGUACUGCGCCGCACAGCCAGCACAUCUGCAGGCCUCUCAUCGUCGCUGGUGCAAGGCAUACCUGCUCUUCCAGAAGCUUAUCCUGCGACAGCGCAUUCUCGGGCGGAUUGAACCCGUUCUGCCGUCGCGCAUCAUCACGAAACCGACACUCCUCCCGGCAGGCGUCGAUGACACCUUCAAGCUACUGUACAAAAACUCGGCUGCUCCUCGGGAUGAGUGCGUUUACGCCGUGUUGUCGCAGAUAGCGACGGCUCCAUUGACCGCGCUGCAUGCGUACCAACAGACUGGCUUGCCGUUUGGAAAUGCAUUCACGAUCCACCUCGUAGGUGCUGAGCUGCAGUUCGAGGGCGACACGCUGGACAAGUGGGAAGCGUUCUUCCUUCACCUCGUACCGGAGGUCGCCGUACUGCGUGUGGUUUUCGUCGGACCGGAGUUGAACGUCGAAAAUCUGCCCAUCGAUGUCAUCAGUCGUUUCAGAAUGUGCCGCACCUGUCGCAUGAAGUGUCGCGUGGUGGCCUUUGACUUCCAGUGUCUCACGAUGUACCACGACUACCGGCACAGCUCGCGAUAUCAACGACCCAACCUGAUCUGCUUCUUCAACCCGGGACUUCAUCGUACCACGGGCUACGGUGGUCUGGACACGUGGCCAGCUACGAUUCAUGCUGCCACCGAGGCCAAUUGCCCGAUGGUUGUGACGGCAUAUACCGAGCUUGAAUCUCCGCUAGAUCUGGACCGGCUUCAACGCGAAUCGACUCGUACGCUGCAGAUCGUUCAACCUCCAGCCAUCAAUCCGUUUGGCUCGAAGCGCCCCGAUCGUAACUUCAUCUCGGAUGAGACUGCUCCCAUGAUCUUCAAGAACUACUACUACUUUGUGGUGCGAUAAACCUACGCGGAUCGAAUUCGUUAGUGCUGACCAGCGAAAUAAUUUCCUGCUUACUCAAUCACAAUCCCACGUUUGAUGCGUUCGAUAUAAUGUUCAUGUUCAGCUAUUGUUUUUAGUUUUGGAUGCUUUUAAUAUCUUCUUUUUCAUUCUCCGACGGUUUCCGCCCAACGGACUUCCGUCUGAGGGUACUUCCUUUGCGUACUUUUAAUGUCACAUCGAGCGCCAGGCUGCUCGCUCCCUCGGCAAAACGGCCGGACCAUUUCAACACGAUGUGCAAUAAAUAAUGUGUAUC